Molecule: messenger RNA, 2794 nt
Organism: Heterotrigona itama
Lineage: Eukaryota; Metazoa; Arthropoda; Insecta; Hymenoptera; Apidae
Source: the annotation of a GenBank genome assembly
AUGGAAACUAUUGAGGAAUUUCCUUUUCCUUUCCCUCCAUAUCCAAUACAAACUCAAUUUAUGAAAGAAUUAUAUAAAUGCUUGGAAAAUGCACAAUUAGGAAUCUUUGAAAGUCCAACUGGUACUGGUAAAUCCAUGUCAAUUAUUUGUGGUGCUUUAAAGUGGUUACUUGAUUAUGAAGAACUGCAAAAGAAUCAAUUGACAACUGCAAUUUCUGAACUUGAUGAACAAAUUAAACAAUGUACUAACUCUUCUGAUAACUGGUUUUCUGUACAAACUCAACAAAUAGAAUUAAACAAUAAAAAGCAAGCAUUGCAAACAAAACUAAAUAAUAUUAUUCAGUAUGAGCAAAAAAAGAAUGUUUUAAAAGAAAAAAGUAAAAGUAUGAACAAUAAGAGAAAGAAUUCAUCUAAUAAAAAUAUAACAAAUUCUACAAAGGAUAAACAUGAAGCACAGAAUGAUCCAGUUGAUAAAAUGAAUGAAAAAGAAAGUAUUGAAGAAAGAUUACUUCUAGAAGACCUAGAGCAUUCAGAAAGUUCUGAAGAUGAAGACAAAGAGGAAAUUUAUGAAAAUGUAAAAAUUUUCUUUUGCUCUAGAACUCAUUCUCAAUUAUCCCAGUUUAUAGGAGAACUCAGAAAAAGUCCUUAUUCAAAAAAUGUAUCUGUAAUAACAUUAUCAUCUAGGCAAAAUUAUUGCAUUAAUAAAAAUGUAAAAAAGUUAAAACAUUUAAAUUUAAUAAAUGAAUGCUGUUUGCAAUUACAAAGGAAAAAGGCAACUGUUAGAGAUGAAAAAGAUCUUAAAAGAAAAAAGAUAACCAAUAAUUGCUCUUUUCUGCCAGGAAAUCAAGAUUUACUAAUAGGAGAAAGCUUGACAGAGAUUCAGGAUAUUGAAGAAAUUGUCCAAAAAGGAGAAAGUCUUAAUACUUGUGCAUAUUAUGCAUCAAGAAAAACUAUUCCAUAUAGUCAACUAAUAUUAGUACCAUACAAUACUAUAUUGCAUAAAAAUACUAGAAUUAGUUUAGGAAUAAACUUGAAAGGAAAUAUAUUAAUAAUUGAUGAAGCACAUAAUUUACUUGAAGCCACUGAAAAUAUACAUAGUGUUAUGAUUACAGGCAGAAAUUUAUUGCAUUGUUAUAGCCAACUUUCCCAAUAUCAAAAAAGAUUUCAAACAUUAUUCUCGGCUAAAAAUGUUUUGAACUUAACUCAACUAAGCUUUUGUUUGAGAAAACUUAUAACAGUUUUAGGAGCUACUACAAAAUCAAAUCCUGAUGAUGUUACAAAUGCAGAAGCAUCGCCAAAGUUAUAUAAAAUAGAAGAAUUUGAAGUAAUGACAGAAAUUGAUACAGUAAAUAUAUUUGAAUUAUUGAAAUUUAUUAAAAAUUCUCAAUUAAGUCAUAAACUACAAGGAUUUAUAGAACAGUAUAAUACAAAUUUAAAAAUUCAUAAUUAUAAUACAAAAACAUCUGGCAUAAAACAAUUUUUGCAUUCAAUUAAAACAAAAAACACAGAAUCUGAUACAGUGAUAGAUAUGCAUCCAAAAGAAGAACAAACAAAUAAUCCAAUAAUAGCGAUUAUAAGUUUCUUAGAAUGUUUACAAAGCUGCUGUAAUGAUGGACGCAUAUUUGUCAUUCCAGGUCCAACUGUUGGACAAAGUAACAUAAAAUAUCUUUUGUUAAAUCCAGCAGCACAUUUCCAUGAUAUUGUUCGAGAUGCUAGAGCUAUAAUAUUAGCUGGGGGAACAAUGGCACCAAUGAGUGAGUUUACAGAACAAUUAUUUAUAGCAGCUGGUGCUCCACCUGAAAGAAUUAUUACAUAUUCAUGUGAUCACGUAGUUUCUGAAGAAAACAUAGUUUGUAAUAUUACAACUCGUGGACCAACUGGUAUUGAAUUUGAGUUUAAUUUCCAAAAUCGAGAAAAUAUAAAAUUGUUAGAUGAAUUAGGAAGAGCAUUAUUAAAUUUAUGCAAUAUCAUACCAGCUGGAAUUAUAGUAUUUUUACCGUCCUAUAAUUUUGAAGAACUAAUAUAUAAACAUUUAGAAAACUCUGGUAUUAUUACAAAACUUUCCUUAAAAAAACAUGUUCUUCGAGAACCUAAAAUAGCCUCUCAGGUACAUGAAAUUUUAGAACAAUAUUCACUUCACGUAAAAAAACCAAAAACCCCACAAAAUGGAUCAUUAUUGUUUAGUGUAGUUGGAGGAAAAUUAAGUGAGGGAUUAAAUUUUUCUGAUGAUUUGGGAAGAUGUGUUAUAGUUGUAGGAAUGCCUUACCCUAACAUCAAAUCAUUAGAAUUACAAGAGAAGAUUAAAUAUUUAAACGAAAAUGUUAAAUCAGAUGCUGGUCAAAAUUUCUAUGAAAAUUCAUGCAUGAAAGCAGUAAAUCAAUGUAUUGGACGAGCUAUUCGACACAUUAAUGAUUAUGCAACUAUAAUAUUAUUAGAUAAACGCUAUACUUGUAAAACAAAAGCACUUCCACAUUGGGUUCAACGUACAUUAAUUGUUCAUAAAAAUUUUGGUAGCACAAUGAGUGCUGUAGCUAAAUUUUUUAAUAAAAAGAAAAUUGAUAAAAGUAGUUGAUAAAAAAAUAACAUAAAAGAAAUGACAGUAUAAAUUAAUUAAUUACUAUCAUAUUACUAUUACAUUACUAAAACUACUCUUUUAUCAGGUCUUUUUUUUUAAUAUAGAUAUAAAAUAUUUUAAUAUAAAUAUAAAAUGUAUAGCUUUUACAUAUAAUUUGCAAGAUGCACUUCAAACUUAUAUGUCAGAUCGUGGUAAUAAACUUGACCAGGAUAUAAUAUAG